GAGUACUCUGAGACAAAGGCUGAAGCUAAUGAGGACAUCUUCGAACAGAACCUUCUCUCUGGUUACUUGAUGUUUGCAGCUGGUCUGACUGUAGGACUCACCAACCUGUUUUGUGGUCUUGCUGUUGGGAUUGUUGGUUCUGCUGCCGCACUUGCUGAUGCUGCUGAUGCUUCCCUCUUUGUGCGCAUCCUCAUCGUGGAAAUCUUCGGAAGUGCUAUUGGUCUCUUUGGACUCAUUGUGGGCAUUCUGCAGACAUCCAAGGCCAAGAUGGGAGACAAGGUGUAAACAAGCAGGCCAAACAAUAAAACAAAAGCAGAAAACAUUCCAAGUAUGCCAAGUUUUUUUUUGCAGACCAGUGACUUAUCAAGAGGAAGUCAACCCAGAAUUAUUAGAGCACAAAGAGAAAUAAGCCUUUUGUUUUAUCAGAAGCCUCCCCUCAGUUGGACUUCUUGUGCUAGUUUUAAACUCCUUUUUAAACCACUAGUUACUAACAUUAAGAAGUAGUGAGGGUACAGGUUGUCAAUUAUCAACUUCUCUUCUUUUCUACUUACUCUUUCUCCAGCUGGUGUUCACUUUUAGGAAGAUACUUUCCAGUUUCAUGAACAGCUUAAAACGAUUCCUCAAAGGUCUUCUCCCAGCUUGCAAUAGUGGACGGCUGGAUUUCUUUAUCGGUAUUUUUAUUUUCUUGUUCUUCCUCCUCCUCUUUUCUUUUCUGUUUUCCUGUUGUUGGAGAGAAUUUCACAAUUCGUAAUUCAUUCUGGUUGUCUUCACCUCCUGCUCAUGCAGUGAUGGAAAUGGUGAUUAUUUCUUUAUCUAUCCUAAUAUACAGUUUCUAGCCACUUACUCUGCAGAGCAUGCAUGAAUUAUAUAUCACUAUUCUAUUGUUGAAUUCUUUUCAUGCUCUUCUCAGUGUAUUUAUUUACAUAGAUUGUAAAUAUGUUAUCAAGGGGUAAUACAGUCUUGUCAUUCUUGUAGAUUGUAUGGCAGUUUAGAUAAUAUUUCUGAGCUGUAAUGUUCCGUGUAUCAAAGGUGAAAUUGAAUAGAUAAUGUAUUGAUGUAAGAUUGUGUGUAUAUAUAUAUAUGAUUGUAUUUCCGUUAUGUUCUGAAUCCCUGAUGUUGUGGGUAAAAGAUAUUGUGAAUAAAGAAGGAUUAUUGGUUU
Molecule: messenger RNA, 1159 nt
Organism: Penaeus monodon (black tiger shrimp)
Lineage: Eukaryota; Metazoa; Arthropoda; Malacostraca; Decapoda; Penaeidae
Product: V-type proton ATPase 21 kDa proteolipid subunit-like
Biological process (GO): proton transmembrane transport
Cellular component (GO): proton-transporting V-type ATPase, V0 domain
Molecular function (GO): proton-transporting ATPase activity, rotational mechanism
Source: RefSeq, a predicted model, not a curated record